AUGCCCAUCGGGUCGAUGAUCUGGUACGUCAUUGUCGAUAUGGCUCUGCUGGCAGUUUCAAUCGCCUUCCUCGCUUUCGCUUGGUGCGUCGUCUUGUACGAUCAGAAGCCCACAAGCUUUCAUCGACAAGCAGCUGAGAGGCUCGAGCAAGCUUCAAAAUGGGGCCCGACAAUGUAUCCCAUACUUUUUGCCUCUGUCGUUGGACGAGCCACACAUGCGAUCCUGCUUUGGGGGCUUGAGACGGGCCAACGUAUCGCUAUUCUAGACAUACUAGCUGGUAGUACAUCACUUACUAGUACUGUUGUUUCGCAAUUCCACUUACGGAUGGUCAGCUAUGCUGGCCUUGGCCUAAUCGCCAUCUGGAUGCUAUCUCCCGUGGGUGGUCAAUCCUCCUUUCGGCAGAUAAAGUUUGGGUCAAGGGACACGUCCGAGAACGCAACGUAUCUCUAUGUUGCCCCCGGGCCUCAGAUGUGGGUUCCCGAUGGAGGAACAAGCGAGUCGAUCUUGAACAGCAUGUUUGUGGCUGCCCUUCUUAGCUCAGCAACCCAAAAAGGCUCUCCGCGUGAUGCAUGGGGUCAUAUCGAAGUUCCCAGGAUCCAACACUAUGAAAACACGUCGACUCCAAACGACCAAGGCUGGUACAAGGCGAGUGAUGGUACCGGAGACGAUUAUAGCUCUCUGAUUGGUAUUCCGAUGAGCGGUAUGGACUCGAUGGAGUACAUUGACUAUGCAGCCACGAUCGAAGCUAUGUACUUUCAUCUCAACUGCGACAAUUCCUCAACCCCGGAUGAUGUCCACUUUGAGUUCAAUCACAAUGAAAGUCGGUUUGGGAAUUUAUCUUGGAACGAAGAUACGACGGAACGGGCCAGAAUACCUGCUGACGAUCUAAAACCAUUUGCUUUCACGUUGAAAUGGGCAACGUUUGGUGCCUUGAAUUGUACCAUCGAGACAACAUAUGUCGAAGUUGCGGUGUCGUGUGCUACAUACGCUGCUUGUGCAGCACCGUUGGUCAGACGUUCUCGCCUCAAGCACCCGCCAGUAGCUUACACACUAUUGGGGCUAGAAUACGGUUUGAAUGGAACGAUGUGGGAGAAAGCGAUCUUGUCGUCAUCGCAGCUUUUCUCUAGAGGUUACCUAUACAACCUUGAAGACCCAAGAAGCAGUCCGGAUAACUUUGGACAACCCUCACAGCCUCCUCCCCACAAAGCCGCAAUACGACUUGGCCAAAUGCUGAAUACGUAUUGGGCAGCGAUGAACGGCAAGAAUGUGCUCACAAGUGGCCUCAACGAAGUUACAGUUUGGGCAGACAAUACGACCUCAUGGAAAUAUCAGGAUGGGAGCCAGGACAUGACAGAACACGGUGGCCAAAAUGGCACGAAACCCAUCUACACAAUUAGGUAUAGUGUCGAAUUAGCCUAUCUAGCGAGAGCAUGGUACAGCAGAGGCACAAAACGUAGUGACACGGAGGUUUUCCAAGCCCAUUGGGGCUGGGUCAUAACCCUCAUGGUCUCGUCAACAGUACUGAUCACAGCGAGCUUGAUCCCCUUCUACCUCCGGACAUUUUUCUUACGCGGCCCGGACAUACUCAUGAACAUUUCCAGUCUGUCAACACGAGAAAGUACUUAUCUAGCCCUACCAACAACAGGGACUCACCUCGACGCAUUGGAGCGGUCGCGGUACCUGAAAGACGUGCGCAUACGAUUGAAAGACGUAGAGAAAGACAACGAGACUGGGAGUUUGGCAAUUGGACAAAUGGAAGGAGAUCAUACGCCACUGAAGAAGGGGAGGAAGUAUGUCUAA
This is a messenger RNA of Alternaria atra, 1800 nucleotides long. RefSeq lists its product as uncharacterized. The transcript has 2 exons. The coding region runs from base 1 to 1800 and encodes 599 amino acids. The record is from RefSeq and is a predicted model, not a curated record. Lineage: Eukaryota; Fungi; Ascomycota; Dothideomycetes; Pleosporales; Pleosporaceae.